GUUUUUGAGUCUUCGUUAUCGUCGAUCACCUCUCCUUCUUUCUCUCUCUCUCUUUUUUUUUUUUUUUUGUCUGCAUGUUUCAUUAAGUAUUUUCAAAAAUUAAUUCUGAGUGCAACUUAUGGGUAUAAAUAUGGGACUCAAUGGGGAGAGUCCAAAGCACGCUAUUGCCUUCUGUUCAAAAUGAAGGCAUUUGUUAUUGCAACCAUUCUCUUGUUCUCCAUUCUCAUUCCCACUUCCACUUCGGCUGCUGAAUUGGUCCCCGAUGGAUUCGCAGCAACCUACUGCCUACUACCCAAAAUGAAGGCAUUUCUCAUCGCAACCAUUCUCUUGUCCUCCCUUCUCAUUGCCACUAAUUCCACUUUGGCUGGUGACAAAGAAGCUGUUGUUUGUAACGAUCCAAAAAAGGUGAAUAGCUACAAGCAAGCUGCUCCACCAAAGCGGGGAUGCAAAAUAAGAGAGGGAUGCAGGGGGCCGCCGACGGCAACACCACACACAUCUACGCCUCGAUAAUUAUAGACGAAGCUAUAUAGGCAUAUGCUUUAUAAGGGAAGUCGCAAAUUUGCAAUGGCUAUAAAUAAGUUGCGUAUGUCUACUGUGAUGUGUGAUACUAAGAAUAAUGAACUCUGUGCUAUGUGCCAAUACUUUGUAUGCAAUAUGUUAUGGGAUGUUCACCAACUGGAAAUUGCGGGAAGGGGAAACCAAUUAGAUGUACACCAAAUCAAAAUUGCAGGCAGGUGCCACCAGGCUCAACACCACACACAUCUAUGCCUUGAUAAUUAUAGACGAAGCUAUGUAGGCAUAUGCUUUAUAAAGGAAGUUGCAAUACCUAUAAAUAAGUUGCGUAUAUGCCUAUUGUGAUGUGGGAUGCCAAUAGCAUGGUUUGUAUUGUAACAAAGAACUGUGCGCUAUGUACUUGUAUGCAAUAUGUUGCAAUAAUUUCUAAAUAAAACUUUUUAAGAUUA
Rubroshorea leprosula is the source of this 962-nucleotide messenger RNA. The record is from the annotation of a GenBank genome assembly. Lineage: Eukaryota; Viridiplantae; Streptophyta; Magnoliopsida; Malvales; Dipterocarpaceae.